Messenger RNA from Prunus avium (sweet cherry), 569 nucleotides. RefSeq names its product defensin Ec-AMP-D2. Lineage: Eukaryota; Viridiplantae; Streptophyta; Magnoliopsida; Rosales; Rosaceae. The record is from RefSeq and is a predicted model, not a curated record. Gene Ontology annotation, biological process: defense response.
CAUCGAUAUACAACCUAAGCUAGCCUAGCUACCUCUCCAGAUACAUAUAUUUUAGAAAGAUAUGGAGCGCUCCAUGCGUUUAUUUUCAACUGCCUUCGUCUUCUUUCUGCUUCUAGCAGCUGCUGGGAUGAUGGGGCCAAUGGUUGCUGAGGCUAGGACCUGUGAGUCUCAGAGUAAUCGGUUCAAGGGAACUUGCGUGAGUACAACCAACUGUGCAUCUGUUUGCCAAACUGAGGGCUUCCCUGGUGGCCAUUGUCGUGGCUUUCGCCGCAGAUGCUUUUGCACUAAACAUUGUUAAUUAGCGAUAAUCGUGAUACUCCUGCAUGCACAUUUCUAUGUGGGCCUGGGAGGAGACGAUUAUGAAUGAUCACUUACAUCAGUGGCCGUACGUGCAACUAAAAUAAAUUAAAAUAUAAUGACUCAAUUUAACAGUUGGGUUAUUAUUAUUAUAUCCUUGUCCUUGUUUGUUAAUUAAGUACCACCCUCGUGAGUUGCCUUGCCUUGUUUUAUCAACGAUGUCUUUGUAAUGCGUUUGUAAUAAUGCAAUAUUAUUGAUUUCCUCAACCAAA